This is a messenger RNA of Hypoxylon trugodes, 1484 nucleotides long. RefSeq names its product MFS monocarboxylate transporter. Gene Ontology annotation, biological process: transmembrane transport. Lineage: Eukaryota; Fungi; Ascomycota; Sordariomycetes; Xylariales; Hypoxylaceae. The transcript has 4 exons. Gene Ontology annotation, molecular function: transmembrane transporter activity. The coding region runs from base 123 to 1484 and encodes 453 amino acids. Gene Ontology annotation, cellular component: fungal-type vacuole membrane. The record is from RefSeq and is a predicted model, not a curated record.
UGAGAUGUUAUAUAAUAGACCGCGCUUUGAUAUGAGUGCCGUGAAGGCAUAGGCAUCUUUAGGUCAUAUAUAUAGAAGUCUAAGAGUUUGGAACUUUUUCGCCAACAUAGAAUAGUAGGGAAAUGGCAUCUCGUGAAGCUAUCCUGAUUCAAGAGCCAGACUCGGAACUAACCGACUUUGGUCACACAGGAGAAGACUUGCGGAGGACAUCUGUACAUGCCUACCCGGAACCAGAUCGCGGCAAGCACGCAUGGCUUUUUCUAUGGGUUGGAUGUUUUUUGAUGGUAGCAAUAACAUGGGGGUUUCCAUUCUCAUACGGUGUCUUUCAAAGUUACUAUUCUACUCAUCCACCGUUUUCCGAUCAGCCUGAAGGGUUACCAGCUGUUGGUACUACAACAUUGGGCAUCUUAUAUCUAACUUCACCUCCAUCUUUUAUCAUCCUCCAGAGAUAUCAAUCAUAUAGACGGUCGGCUCUAAUCGCUGGCUCGGUUAUUACGUGCUUGGCCAUUCUCACAUCCGCAUUCGCCACCAAGAUAUGGCAUCUCAUCCUCACGCAAGGAAUUCUAUACGGUCUUGGAGCCAGUGUCGUGAACACGGUAACCCUACAAUUUCUGAAUGAAUGGUUCAUUGAGCGUAAGGGUCUUGCUUUUGGAAUCCAGGAAAGCGGCGCGGGUAUGGGCGGAAUAGUCAUUCCAGUACUAAUGACCUGGGGCCUCGAAAAAUACGGCCAUCGAACCAUGCUCAUAGCCUGGUUCGUAGCCGUAGCCAUCCUAUCACUUCCCUCAAUCUACUUCCUGCGCCCCCGUCUACGCCCGCGCGAUACCAGCGCCUUCGAGCUCGGCGGUUUAAACUGCAUCGCCACGCCAAUCUUCGCUCUCCUGCAAGCUGGCAACAUAUUCCAAGCCUUCGGAAACUUCCUUCCGGGCAUUCACCUCCCCUCUUUUGCGCAGCGCUUCGGCGCCUCUUCACUAGAUGCCGCGGGUAUGUUAUCACUGUAUAACGCCGCUACCGUCAUAGGCGCUAUAUGUACCGGGUACCUCGUCGAUCGGUGCCAUGUCUCAGUCGCACUACUUCUCUUAUCUCUAGGUGCUGCAUCUGCUGUUUUCUUCGCUUGGGGCUUUGCAGCCGAUUUUGCUACGUUAUGCGGUUUUGCGUUCCUUUACGGUAUAUUUGCGGGCGGUUGGAGCUCUACUUGGGUCGGUAUUAGUCUGGAAAUCCAGAAACGAAGUCCUCGCGCUGAUUUGGGUGUGCUUUGGGGGUUCGCGGCGGCGGCUAGGGGCGUGGGAAGUAUUGCUAGUGGUCCGAUUAGUGAGAAGUUGAUUGCUGGCGGUGCUGCUAGGACGGUUUGGUGGCCGAGGAGUUAUGGAACGAGUUAUGGUAUUUUGAUUUUAUUUGAUGGGGCUAUGUUGACCCUAGGUGGCAUUGGUUGUGCGGCUCGGGCGUACGAAAUCUGGAAGAAGAUUGGCCAUCGCCAUAAUGACUAA